AUGGCCGGACUGGAGACUCACGACCUCGUCAAGGCGAAUGGCGAGGUCAAAGUGCAGAAGAAACGAGGUCCGCCGACCGCACAGCUGAAUAAAGAGGAAGCGGCGGCGUUAGCGAAGCGGCAAGCGGAGGCUUCGAGGCAGUAUGGGCGUGGUCGAGGUAUCGAUACCAAGUCGAUCAAGGACAAGAAGAUCCGCGGGAGUCUCAAAGCACUAGAGGAGCGAAAUAAGGAGGCGGCACUCAAGGCGAAGGAUGCUGAGAUUCUACUGGAAAAUGAAUCGGGAUUCCUUGAGCCUGAGGGGGAGCUGGAGAAGACGUAUAAAGUCCAGCAGGAUGAUCUAAGAAGCGGUGUGGGAGUGGAGACGGCCAAGAAGGGAUUCGAGCUCAAGUUGGACUCCAUGGGACCCUAUACAUUCGACUAUACGAGGAAUGGACGGGAUCUACUUCUGGCCGGCCGGAAAGGACAUGUCGCCACCAUGGACUGGAGGACUGGUAAACUAGCCUGCGAACUACAGCUCGGCGAGACGGUGCGAGAUGCCAAAUGGCUCCACAACAACCAAUACUUCGCCGUAGCCCAGAAGCGCAACGUAUACAUCUACGAUCAUCAUGGCGUGGAGAUCCACAAUCUGGACAACCACGUCGAGGUCUCGCAUAUGGAGUUCCUACCCUACCAUUUCCUCCUUGCCACCAUCGGCAACGCUGGCUGGCUUAAAUGGCAAGACACGAGUACAGGCAGACUAGUCAUGGAAGUGGGCACCAAACAAGGCACCCCUACAGCCUUUGGCCAAAACCCCCACAACGCCAUCAUGCACGUCGGCCACCAGAACGGCACUGUCUCCCUCUGGUCACCCAACAGCACGACACCCCUAGUGAAAAUGCUCUGCCAUCACGGACCCGUCCGCUCCUUGGCAAUGGACCGGGAAGGGCGAUACAUGAUCUCCACAGGCCAAGACAAAAAAAUGUCUGUCUGGGACAUCCGAAACUACAAACCCGUGCACGAGUACUUCCUCCGCCAACCCGGCUCCAGCGUAGCGAUCAGCGACCGUAACCUCACGGCCGUAGGCUGGGGCACCCAGACCACCAUCUGGAAAGAUCUCUUCUCCAAACACCGCUCCGACAUCUCCGAGCAAGUCAAAGUCCAGUCACCGUACAUGGCCUGGGGAGGCGAAGGCCAAACAAUCGAACGGGUCCGCUGGUGUCCUUUCGAGGAUAUCCUGGGUAUAGGCCACAACCGCGGCUUCUCUUCCGUCAUCGUUCCCGGAGCUGGAGAACCGAAUUUCGACGCCCUAGAACAGAACCCAUACGAGAACCCUAAACAACGCCAAGAAGCAGAAGUGAACCAACUCCUCAACAAACUCCAACCGGAAAUGAUCGCGCUGAACCCGGAGUUCGUCGGCCAACUCGACCGGACAUCACAUGCACAGCGCCAGGCAGAGAAGGAUCUGGAUCGCAAGAGUGGGGUUGAGGCGGAGAGGGAGAGGAUUGAGAAGCUCAAGAAUCGGGGUAGAGGGAAGAAUUCGAGUUUGAGGAAGUAUUUGAGGAAGAAGGGGAAUAGGAAUGUGGUGGAUGAGCAUAAAAUGAGGGUUUUGGAGAUGAGGGAGGAGCAGGCGAAGAGGGCUAAGGAGGUUAAGGAGGGGAGGGGUGUGGGGGAGCUGGGACCGGCGCUGGCGAGGUUCGGGAGGAGGGGUGGUGGCUGA
This is a messenger RNA of Recurvomyces mirabilis, 1695 nucleotides long. RefSeq names its product putative U3 small nucleolar RNA-associated protein 7 (gene utp7). The transcript has a single exon. NCBI's taxonomy places the organism in Eukaryota, Fungi, Ascomycota, Dothideomycetes, Mycosphaerellales, Teratosphaeriaceae. Gene Ontology annotation, cellular component: small-subunit processome; nucleolus; 90S preribosome. Gene Ontology annotation, molecular function: protein binding. Gene Ontology annotation, biological process: maturation of SSU-rRNA from tricistronic rRNA transcript (SSU-rRNA, 5.8S rRNA, LSU-rRNA). The coding region runs from base 1 to 1695 and encodes 564 amino acids. The record is from RefSeq and is a predicted model, not a curated record.